Messenger RNA from Hemibagrus wyckioides, 1839 nucleotides. RefSeq names its product protein eva-1 homolog C. NCBI's taxonomy places the organism in Eukaryota, Metazoa, Chordata, Actinopteri, Siluriformes, Bagridae. The record is from RefSeq and is a predicted model, not a curated record. The coding region runs from base 1 to 1422 and encodes 473 amino acids. Gene Ontology annotation, molecular function: carbohydrate binding. The transcript is spliced from 9 exons.
AUGAGUCAUGCAGAGGGUGAUGGGGAUGGGAGUGAGAGCUGCGCAUAUGCCUGUUUUUCUCUUGGUACAAAGGCAUCAUUGAAUGCUUUCUCCUGGUCAGAAUUCAGAGAGCAACAAACAAACAAGGCACCUCGUAGUGUUAAAACCAGACCAUUAUGUGACUUCUGCAUUAUGUCUCGUUCAUGCAGCUCUAGUUUGUCCUGGUGUUUUCUCAGCUUUUUGCUGGCUCUCAACUCAUACCAUUCCUGGUCUGCUCCGGAUUUCUCAGAUUUCCUCCACACUGUGUUGAAGAACCACACGGCCCACGCAUGUGAUGGAGAGACGCUGACCAUCAGGUGUCCCUCAAAAACCUCAGUGGUUGUUUUAUCUGCAUUCUAUGGACGGCGAAUACCAAGUCAGCACUUAUGCCCCAAUGCAAACGCAAACAUCACAGAGGAAAGCACAGAAUGCAUGUCCACCAUCGCCAUACAGAAAGUGGUGUCUGAGUGCCAGGAUCGAAGGGUAUGUCAGAUUCCUGUGGCAAGUCCAGUGUUUGGACAAGAUCCCUGCCCUGAAACCAGCAAGUAUCUCCUGGUUUCCCACAAGUGUCGGCCUGCACAUCACCGCUUGCGGACAGUGUGUGAGAAUGAGAAGAUGCGGCUCGUCUGUAAGAACGACACUGUGCUGGCCAUCUACUCCGCCACGUUUGGCCACCUGGAGCAUGACACCCCCAUAUGCCCUCAAGAGGGGCGUGUGAAGCCUGACAUGGAGUGUUUGUCUCCAUCAGCAUUGAGAAAGGUAUCAAGGAAAUGUCAUGGCAGAACAAACUGCACUUUGGUGGCCAGUGUGCAGAGCUUUGGUGACCCCUGCUUCCCCGGCACCAGCAAACAUCUGCGCGUGACUUUCACAUGUGUUCCUAGGUAUUUGCUAGAAGAUAUGGGACGUGGAGGCACAGAUCCUUUCCGAAUCUCUGAUUAUACACAUGGUGGCUGGUACACUGGCCCUGGUGUGUACAGACCACAAAACAUUUUCACCAACACUUUGGAAAUCUUUUUCCAGAUCCAGGGUCUUCCAGAGACAGUGGCUCUGUACUUUGUCUCAGGCAUAUGCGCUGGUUUGGUCUUCCUGCUGUGUCUGUUUGGUGUGAAAUCUACCCUGGUGCGAGAUGUGAAGGAUUUGGUGUCAGAUAUAGAGGAUGAGAUUAAGACUGCACGCAGAUCGCGCCGUGGGCUGAUCAAUGACGACAAUAUCUCCUUAGAUUCUUCCUUUCCUCGCCUUACACAUCCUUACCGUGGAGCUGACAUGUUCAGCCCAGAGAUGGUCAUGACAGUGGUCAUGGACGAGAAGAGAGAUGAGGAAAGGGACAAAGCAGAGGUUCCAAAUGGAGACAUUUGGCCACACUGCAAUUUCAGCCCUUAUGCCAUCCAUCCACUUCAGAAAUGAAUGCAUAUCAGUUAUGGACUUGCUUAUUGUGCUAAAGAUUUGACCAAAACACAGUGAGAUGUUGUUCAUGUGUGUUGAUUACCUGUUGAUUUGUAGAGAAUUCAUUUACUUUAACACUCAUUUAUAGUAAUUAACAAGAUAAAAUUUGCAUUUAUUCCAAUACUUUGUCAUAUAAAGCACUGCAAGACUUACCUGAUUAACAACUGUUACCUAUAAUAAACACCUUGUUAAAAUAUCCAGUAUAUACAACAUUACCAUUAGUUUUGUGUCUAUUACUGAACAUACAUAACUUUCUAUAACUGUCUAUUGGAUGCUUUUGGGAUACAAAUGUCUGUUUAUUUGUGAGAAUUUUUGUAAUGUAAUGUUUUGAUGGUGGAUCAAAAUAUAAAAUAAUUAAAUAAAAACAAAAAAAAAACA